AUACCUAUAUCCUAUCGAAUAAGUGUUCACCCAGAAUGUAUGGAAUGAAUAAAAAAGAGAUUCUGACACACUCCGUGUGAGUUGAACAAAGUCUUUGAAAGUUUGUACACUGAUACGUGUUACUCAAUAAUGAUGCAAGUGUGGUACAGUUUGACGUUGAACUUCUCAUAUGUGCCCUGCAAACAUAAUCAUCCACUUACAUAGCUGAGAACUACAGCGACAAUGGAAGCUAUCGGUUUAAUGUACAACAGCUGAUGUUGAACCAAACAAUUCGAUUGGCAAUUGCCUACUUGUCAAUGCGACUGUCCGAGGGCGAUAGAGUAUCGGCCGCGACUAGUCAAACACCCUCGCAGUUUGAUACGGUUACCGAAAGAAGGAAAUGUCAAACCUAUAAUAUUUCGGAGCCGUUACGGUCGAUCAUACUGAGCUCAAUGUGCAUUCCCAACCUACAAACGGCAAACGAGCCCACGUCGCCAUCCGAUUCAGUGAUCAGUUAUCAUUCGACUUGGUGCGAUGAUGGUGUAUGUGACUCAAGUGUGACCGUGUCCGCUGAGGAUUCGGAUGUGAUCAGUAGUGGAGCAGACGCACUAUGUCGAAUCUGGAGCACCGUGUCCAUCCUCGCAUCUUACGUCACCACUGUCAACGUUAUCGCUUCUAGGAGCGACUCACAGCUUCUUCGUUGA
Molecule: messenger RNA, 683 nt
Organism: Dicrocoelium dendriticum
Lineage: Eukaryota; Metazoa; Platyhelminthes; Trematoda; Plagiorchiida; Dicrocoeliidae
Source: the annotation of a GenBank genome assembly